CCGGCGACUCGAGUCUUCAAACAACUUGAGGAGAUCGACCAAAGGACAAAGACCGAGUUAAAGUGCUACAGAAGACUUCUUACCUACAAGAAAGGCUCACAUAGACGACUUUGCAGGAGUGCAACAAGUAUUUCUACCUGUACCUGGUUUUCUGGCCAGCCAUUCUACAAACAGUCAAAAGGAAACUCCUGACAUAGGAAGACAACAGGACAGAUGGAACUGAUGAGGGUUCUACAGGUGGUUGCCAUGGUGAUGGCGGCCUGCCUGACGUGUCAAGCGCAGAACGACCCGCGCACGCGCAAUGACAACAUGGGCGCUUUCGAACGGAUCCUCGCCGUGUUUCAGGGAGCCACAGACGGCAGCCCUCGCCACGGCCCAGAAGACCCGACGUUCGAAGGAGACAUCAAACUGACGACUGCCCAGCGCCGGGCCAUCCGGGCUCAGAUCACGAACAGGGAGCAGGGGAACGAAGUGGCGUCCGCCGCCUCGGCACUGGAGACGCACCGCUGGCCCAAGGGGAUCAUCCCCUACACCAUCGACUGCAGUCUCCAGGCCCUGCCUGACGCGCUGGUCGCGAUCCGGGCCGCCAUCAGGGAGUGGGAGGCCAAGACCUGCCUGCGCUUCGUCGAGAGGACCUCGGAGACAGACUACGUCGAGUUCUACAGAGGGAGAUAUUGCCAGGCACAGCUAGGCCGUAUCGGCGGUAAACAGUAUGUAUCGGUAGGGUACGGCUGUGAGUACACACACGUGAACGUGCACGAGAUCGGACACGCUGUCGGCUUCUGGCACGAGCAGUCCCGCCCGGACAGGGACGACUGGAUCGAGGUGCUGUGGGCUAACGUCGAUCCAGCCUUGAGGGAACAGUUUGAAAAGUACAGCAAGGAAGAUGUGGACGAUCUGGGUGAGGAGUACGACUACGGCUCCAUCAUGCACUAUCCCUUCAACGCCUUCUCCUCCAACGGACGUAACACCAUCCGCGCGCUCCGGCCUGUGGAGAACCAGCCGUACAUCGAGCUCAGCGAGUCGGACGCCAGACAGGUCCAGCUCAUGUACAACGAAUGUAAAGACCGUGAUGAUGACGAUCUGCCAGACCCCGAGAACAGAGCCUGUGACGACAUGCACACACAGUGUCCGACCUGGGCAGAAGCAGGGGAGUGCGAGAACAACAAGAACUGGAUGUUGUACAACUGUAAGACCAGCUGCAAGACAUGCGACGGCCCAUGCCUGGAUACCCACGUGCAGUGCCCACAGUGGGCGCUAGAGGGCGAGUGUGAGGAGAACGCGGAGUGGAUGCUGCUGAACUGCAGGCUCAGCUGUGAGAGCUGCAACUACGACAACGUGCUCGCCGAAUUAUCUGCCCUGACCAUGCCGGUAGAGGCUAUGCCGCCGCCCGGGGACGGAGAGAUGUCCGAGGACGAGCUGGGCGGACUGCGGACAGGACCUGUCGGCAGGAGCAACGGCAGGAAUUCGAAGUAUCUCCGGUCCUACCGUGUGAUCAACAACGCCUGCAUCCGGGGUCACAACCAGCUGGGCACCUUCCGCGACACCACCCUCAGGAAGUGCGUCAAGCGCUGUGACGAAGACGUCAGAUGUAAGUCGUUUGACCACGUGCCCAGCGAGCGGCACUGUUCCCUUUCCCUGGACACACGUGGCACCCAGCCUGAAGCCUUCAAGGCCUGCGACCCGGCCUGGAAGAGGAUCACCACUUACUACGAGAAGAAGCCCACAGAGCCUGAACAGGAGUCGUCAGAAGAAGAAGAGGAAGAAGAAGAUGGACGGCCUGCGUCUGUUAUGGACGGAUUCUACGUCAUCAAGAACACCUGCCUGAAAGGCCGGUCCCAACUGGCCAUGGGGAACUAUUAUGACGUCACUGUGGAGCAGUGCGCUGAGAAAUGUGCUGAAGCCUCGAGAUGCCGUUCCUUUAACUACGUGUCGUCCUACCGCUCCUGUCACCUGUCCAUGGACACCCGCGCCACGGCCGUGGACGAGUGUCUGGAGGAGUACAGCGUCAUCUCUGACUUCUACGAGAAGAAACCUGAAGUUGAGUUCCUGUUGAUCAGGGAAGCUUGUAUCCUGGGUAAGAACCAGCUGGGCUCGUUCUAUGGCCAGACCGUGGAGGAAUGUAAGCUGCGCUGUGGGCAGAACGAGAGGUGUCUCUCCUUUGACUACGUGAGCUCGUACCGUUCCUGCCACCUGUCCACCGACAACAGGCAGUCGGCCCGGGCGGCGUUCGACAGCUGCCCGGCGUGGUUCAGGCCACAGUCUAAUUACUACGAGCGGGUCGUGGACGGAACCGACCCAGUCGUCACUGACGCUCCCAUCCCGCCAACUACCACUACAACGCCUCAAACAACAACAACAACCACCACAGAAGCAACUACAACAACCCAACGCAUGACCGAAGCCCCCACUACUGGUCCACCCGGCACCAAGCCCCCAACGAGGCCCACCAUCGUACCAGGUUCCUGUUCCACCCCGCUUGGUCUGGGGAAGGAGAGCGGCUACUCCCUGCCUGACGCGCAGCUGAGCGCCUCCUCCAGCCUGGACUACGGCACCUGGUCCGUCGGCCCCGAGAACGCCAGACUCAACUUCGAGGACGACUAUCAGAGGCAACGCGUGGGGGCGUGGUGCGCGGCCAGCUCGGACGCCGGAGAGUACCUGCAGAUCGACCUGGGCCGUACCAAACAGAUCACGGGGGUGGCCACGCAGGGGAGGGACAAGUACUUCGAACACGUCAAGUCGUACACGCUGACCUACAGUCUGGACGGGAGGACGUGGCGAGAGUACAAGGACGGUGGAAGGGCAAAGGUGUUUGAAGGGAACUGUGAUCACGUGACACCGGUGACCAAUCAGCUGCCCUCACCCAUCACGGCCCGGUACAUGCGCAUUGUGGUGGUGGACAGCAACUACCCGUGCAUGCGCGCUGAGCUGUACGGCUGUGACACAGAUGGAGAGACGCCGUCAGAUGGUGACAACCCUGGGGACGGGGACAACCCUGGCGACGACAACAACCCUGGGGACGAGAACCCUGGGGAGGGGGGCGAUGACUACUAUGAUUACUAUGACGAUUCCAAUCCCAUCAUUCCUUGAGUUUUAACGAUAUGAAUCCCACUUCAUAGCCAAAUUUAUCAACAUAUAGUAAAAAAAAUCUUUGCUACCUGAGCAAUAGCGGUACUCAAAUAAGUAGAAUCUAGUUCACCCUAAUGUCUGAAUGAAACAGGCCCAUUCCAACUCAGUGAUAACCAAAGGUCAAUAUUAAAAUUACUGUGCAUCAUGAAGAAAACGGAAAACGACGUUAACCGAAAUCGUAUAUUUAUACUCAAAUUCAUGACCAAAUAUUUAAAAAUGUGAAUAAUUCUCGAUGGGAACCAUUUGUGAGUCAUACUACCACAAAUGUAGCAAUGUUUCUAGUGAUGUAUCAGAAAAUAUUUUUCAUAUCUAGGAGCAAUUAAUUAGACAUUUAUACAAAAUUAGGUCAUGAUAUAACAGUUUUUUAGAAUGAAGCGUCCAUCUUUGAUGUGUCAGACAAUAUGUGCAUUUUUUUACGAUGAAUCUAGUCUACUAUGAUAUUUCUCGACUCCUGUUUAUAUUUCAAGUCGCAUGUACAAAUGUAUGGCAGGUUGUACUGCGGCCAUGUUAACAAAGCCUAAGAUAUAGAAUCAGUUCAUGAAGCAAAGUAAGAGCGAUAUAUUGAAGCGUAUGUAAAUCUCAGUACGAUUAUUAAAAGAAAUAAAUGCGUUUUAAUCUGUAUCAU
Molecule: messenger RNA, 3754 nt
Organism: Branchiostoma belcheri (Belcher's lancelet)
Lineage: Eukaryota; Metazoa; Chordata; Leptocardii; Amphioxiformes; Branchiostomatidae
Exons: 21
Coding region: 214-3090 (958 amino acids)
Biological process (GO): proteolysis
Molecular function (GO): metalloendopeptidase activity; zinc ion binding
Source: RefSeq, a predicted model, not a curated record